This is a messenger RNA of Fusarium redolens, 696 nucleotides long. RefSeq lists its product as uncharacterized. Lineage: Eukaryota; Fungi; Ascomycota; Sordariomycetes; Hypocreales; Nectriaceae. Bases 1 to 696 code for a protein of 231 amino acids. The record is from RefSeq and is a predicted model, not a curated record. The transcript has 2 exons.
AUGAAUGUCCCCAGCCACCGUGUUCUUUUCCUUGUUAAGCGAGGCGAAGACUAUAAACUGGCACAAAUCUGUGCCAGUGGACUCAAUUGUCAAAUCUUCUUCCGCAAAUUGAGAGAGGAGUAUUUUCACCUUCGAGGGUUCUUCCGUGCCUGGUUCAGUGUUUGGCGGUAUUCUCAUUGUGACUUCUAUAUGUGUGAGAAGUUUGAUGAUCACGAGUUUGCCCCCAGGAAAAAUGACACCUUCCCCGACGUGACAAACAGCGAUUACGAGUACCAGCCAAAACCCAUGGACAGCAUCCCACCAGUCUGCCAGCACGAGUUCGAAAAGCGCUUCUAUGCAUGCGAUCAGCCGCGACCAUUGCUACAUUGGUACCAUAAGUGUAAAAGGCUAGGGCUUCAAUCUCAUGAUCUUUUGGAUUUCUUUCCGAAGAAGAAGACUGAAUUCGAAGAGGGCGGAGACAAAAGAGAAAGCUUCUGGGGAAUUUAUGCGCGCGAGGUCAUCAGCCUCCGAUGUGUGCUGUUCUAUAAUCUUGUCUGUGUUUUGCCGAUGAUGACCUUUUUCAUGGUCUGGGUUCUUCCCGUAGGACAUAGAACUGACCUACAGAACCCAUCCGUUCCAUUUUCGAUUGUGACUGCGAUGCUAUCUCUCUUCUGGAGUCUAUUUCUUAGUAGUUUGCAGUUCGGGAAGCCACAUUGA